Messenger RNA from Pseudophryne corroboree (corroboree frog), 470 nucleotides. It is a transcript of the gene NEDD8, whose product is annotated as NEDD8 ubiquitin like modifier. Gene Ontology annotation, molecular function: ubiquitin protein ligase binding; protein tag activity. Gene Ontology annotation, biological process: protein neddylation; modification-dependent protein catabolic process; regulation of proteolysis. NCBI's taxonomy places the organism in Eukaryota, Metazoa, Chordata, Amphibia, Anura, Myobatrachidae. The transcript has 4 exons. Gene Ontology annotation, cellular component: cytoplasm; nucleus. The record is from RefSeq and is a predicted model, not a curated record. Bases 70 to 303 code for a protein of 77 amino acids.
AAGACAAUACAGCGGCACAGUGCGGAGAGUAAGAGGAGUGCCCGCACACAGCAGCAGCAGGACGCCAGUAUGCUGAUCAAAGUAAAGACGCUGACGGGGAAGGAGAUAGAAAUUGAUAUAGAACCUACUGACAAGGUGGAGAGGAUUAAAGAGCGAGUGGAAGAAAAGGAAGGGAUACCACCACAACAGCAAAGACUGAUCUAUAGUGGUAAACAAAUGAAUGAUGAGAAAACCGCUUCAGACUAUAAAAUACAAGGAGGGUCAGUGCUACAUUUGGUUCUUGCACUUAGAGGCGGUUGCUGAAGGAUAACUACAGCCUCCUCUAUGGAUUUUAGCUGUUGAGGUGCUGCAUCCAGUGGUCCUGUGGUGUUGGACUGUCCUGUCCAAACCUCUGCCAGCUUGUAUGUAAAAUAAUUAGAUGAUGUUGUCUAUUGUUUAUGUUCACCCCUAAAUAAAUGUUCCUCCAAGAA